Messenger RNA from Spodoptera frugiperda (fall armyworm), 2429 nucleotides. RefSeq lists its product as uncharacterized. Gene Ontology annotation, biological process: regulation of translational initiation. The transcript has 6 exons. Bases 1101 to 2429 code for a protein of 442 amino acids. Lineage: Eukaryota; Metazoa; Arthropoda; Insecta; Lepidoptera; Noctuidae. Gene Ontology annotation, molecular function: translation activator activity. The record is from RefSeq and is a predicted model, not a curated record.
CUCUACUAGUUUCGAAUCUAAGAUAAGCAGCGUGCGCAUACGCGGUAACGUCGCGCAGCCUACGUGACGUCGCGUCAGUAGGCUUAGUCUUUAGGUUACGAUAGCCGACCUUAUCGCUUACCUAACGCGUUCUCUUCCAGGAAACGUUUGAGCAUUAUAAAAUACCACGCUUGCUUUAGGCGGAUUAGCAAUUUCAAACUUAUAUUAUAUUGGAAAUAAUAAUUCAACACUGGACGUUAUUAAUGCUUUGACGGCAGAAAUUGUAGAACAGUAGAUUUAGGUAAAAGGUACAUAAAUGUAUUACGAAAUUUAUCGAUCCCGAAAAAGCAUUUGAUCCUAGCGAACUGGCUAACCUCCUCUAACCUUAAUUUAAUCUUGGAAUACCACAUUGACUAUUUCUUUGAAUGUCUGUUCCAUUGAGUUCCAUUUAACAAUUCGUUAAAAUAUGUCCUUUACAAUUGAGUGGUCACACCUGUCGAUCUAUAUGGAUUCGGGUGCUGGGCCAUGAGAAAGGCGGGUGAAAGAAGUUUGCCUACAGCAGAGAUGAGGAUGCUGCGAUGGAUAUGUGGCGUGAUGGGACUAGACAAUAUAAUACACGGCUAUGUAAAUGAAACUUAAGAGCAGCGCUCUCUCGUCUCUCUAAAUAUGGGAAUCUGUACAUCCCAACAUACAUUCUGUCUGUAUAUGGAACUGAAGGCUUCAAAAAGCUUCUGAGCAUUUUAUUGCAUUAAUGAACGAAAACCAAUUUAAUCUUGUUUUCAUCAUACCUUAUUCUACUGGUCAAUUUAUUUGUAAUAACUUCUUUAACAAUAUAAGUCAGAAAGAGAUAGCCACAUAUGACUACACAGCAAUUGAUGCGUUAGAUAAGGACAAAAUAUACAAUAGUGAAAAAGUGAGAUAGCAAAACACAAAAGGUGUGCGUUAGAGAGAGACAGCGUAUCACUUCUCCCCACCACGUAUUGUAUGUUGUUAACACAAUACAAGUUGUAGGCUAGCAGUUCACCCGUCACUUCGCCAGUUGCUCUUGUGACAUCGCACUGUAUAGUCGUGUACCGAGUGUGCAUCAGUAUUGAAAUUAAUUUUGUAAUCAUUUAAUAAACAUGGUUGUCGAGAGUUUUAGCUGGAGUGAAGAAGUGGAGUCGGCCGAUCCCAUGAUAAUGGAAGAACAACGGGAGACUAGGAGAGACUCCGUCAACUCCAUCGAGCCCGAGGUAAAGACUCCACAAACACCGGAGACUAAAUCCUCGGUGGACGAGGAAGACGGAGCUUUAAAGGACUUGCUCCGGGUCGAUGAACAAUAUUAUCCCUUAUUGGCCUUGUUGGAACAAUUUUCCCCUGAAGACGACGGCAUCCAAUUCAACAUAAAGUUGAAACAGUUUGAGACUACAAUGUCAUCCAUGUGUCCGGACGACUCGCGUGUGCAACAAGCAUUCGCGACGUUCCGCGCGGCGGCCCUGCGGUGCCCGGUGAUGGCGCGUAAGCUGGCCGCAGUGGGUGUUUCGUUCACUCGCCAGCAGAACAAGCCACUGCUUCGUAGAACCCUCCUUAAUGUCGUCAUGCAGGACACUUUCUCCAAACUGGACGUGCUACAGCGCUCAAAUCCGCUGUUCCUCGUCAACGCUGCGAAUCUGAUGGGGGAUUACUUCGCCAACGCUCGCCUCAGUAACGGCGACAAGCUGCACUUUCUAGCUGAGCCACUACUGCAAUACUUGCGUGCUUUACUCGCCGCCCAUGAUACACGUGCACAUCACAGUCUCGCUACACAAUUAAUGCAAAACGGUCGCGAGCUACUCUCCGUAGUAGCUCAAGAGAUGGACGAGCUCUCGGUCUCGAUCCGUCUCCGUCUGCUCUCGCCCCCACCAGUCAGCACAACGUGGCUACUACUCUCCGCAGACCUUUGCCUCAACAAGUUUCUUCCCCUACCGACUACGCUGCAACAGUUUUACGCCGCUCACUUAGUUUCAACCACGGAAGAAAAUGUCAGUGAAGUCAACUACAGACCUUGGAAGAAAAGCCCCGAGGAGAACGUGGAUAUCAUCCGCAAAAACAUAUCUCAGCCGAGGCCAGAACCACGCGUUGGUGCUCGGCUACUGAGGGAAGAUGGACAAAAUGCCUACAACACUAGAAAUACAAAAUUAAAUAUAAAAGCAAGGCUCGACCUGAACACGUGGCGGCAGCCGAAGGAAGAAACAAUGGAAGUUGUGGACCGUCUCCAAGAAGACGACCGGACGAGUGUCGGUACCACCAGGACAGCGGUGACCACUUCCAAAUUCACCAAUAGUCGAAUGUCUUCCAGACCUCGGGGGAACCCAAUGUCUGCCCACCGAGAUACGAUAGAAACCCGGACAGCUAGAAAUAACCUCAGGAGUCGAUACGAUCUCAACUCGUGGCGGCAGGCCCUGAAGGAGAAAGAGGGAGAUGACGUUUAG